GCGCGCUGCCUGGCGCCGCCCGGGCCGCCGCCGCCAUGGCCACGGAGGACGAGAUCAUCCGCAUCGCCAAGAAGAUGGACAAGAUGGUGCAGAAGAAGAACGCGGCUGGAGCUCUUGAUUUGUUGAAGGAGCUUAAGAAUAUUCCCAUGACCCUUGAGUUAUUACAGUCUACCAGAAUUGGAAUGUCAGUGAAUGCAAUACGCAAGCAAAGCACAGAUGAAGAGGUUACAUCUUUAGCAAAAUCUCUUAUCAAGUCUUGGAAGAAGCUGUUAGAUGGACCUUCAACUGAUAAAGAUUCUGAAGAAAAGAAAAAGGAACCUGCAUCUUCCUCACAAAACAGCCCUGAAGCCCGAGAAGAAAGCAGUUCAAGUAGCAAUUCCAGCAGCAGGAAGGAGGAGGGUAGUGCUCCCUCAAAUUCUUUCAUCCCAUCUUUUCCCCGGGCUCCAAGCACUUCAGACUCUGUACGAGUAAAAUGUAGAGAAAUGCUCUCUGCAGCUCUCAGAACAGGAGAUGAUUACAUUGCUAUUGGUGCCGAUGAAGAGGAACUGGGUUCUCAGAUUGAAGAAGCUAUUUUUCAAGAAUUAAAAAACACUGAUAUGAAAUACAAAAAUAGGGUACGAAGUAGGAUAGCGAAUCUCAAGGAUGCAAAGAACCCUAACCUAAGGAAAAAUGUAUUAUGUGGAAACAUUCCUCCUGACAAGUUUGCCAAAAUGACAGCAGAGGAAAUGGCAAGUGAUGAACUGAAAGAAAUGCGCAAAAAUCUGACCAAAGAAGCUAUCAGAGAGCACCAGAUGGCUAAAACAGGAGGUACCCAAACUGAUCUGUUUACAUGUGGCAAGUGCAAAAAGAAGAACUGUACAUACACCCAGGUUCAAACCCGGAGUGCUGAUGAACCCAUGACAACGUUUGUUGUCUGUAAUGAAUGUGGAAACAGAUGGAAGUUCUGUUAGAAGAAGAAAUUGUCAAGACAUCUGGACCAGUAUGAACGAGGAUUUUGUAAUUAGCUUUAAAAACUAGGCUAAGCAUCUAGCUUUCUGCAAAUGAGAGGGUUUUUUGGUUUUUCUUUUCUUUUUAUUUCAAAGCAGCAUACAUGCCUCAAGUUAGCCUUUGUUUUGACACAACCAUCAUUUCCUUAAAUGCCUUCCUAUAGCUGGUAGUCAGUAGGGCCAGGCUGCUCAAUUGUAUGGUGAAUUUUAAAAUAUUUUUUCAUUUUUAUAAGUAAGUUGACAUUAAACUUUUACCAGUUAAACAUUUUGGUAAUUGUCUUGGUUUUUUCUAACUAUGUGAAUAAUGUACUGUAUUUUUUUGUGGUCUGAAAUAUACACACUCCUUCUGUGUGCAUUUUGCCUCUCCACAUUUCCUCAGUUGUAAGAAUGAAAUUUGUUUCUCUCUGCUCUGUUCACUUUGCUUUGCAAGCAGAAAAGGUAUGCAAGUUCCUCAUAACAUUAAACUCAGUUGUUAACUAAAACACAAUUUAAUUAAUUCUCUAGUUUGUAUGUGGUCUUUCUGGACUAGGACUAAAUUUACAGUCAUGGGGUUUGAAUAUUUAUUAGUGGAUAUGAUGACCUCUUUUGCGAUGGUUGGUUAAGCUUGUUUAUGUAACCAGCUUUGAUCAAUGCAAUAUAUUUUAUUGCCCAAAGCAUGUAUUUUAUGUUCUAUCAGUAGGCAUUAUUUCUAAGAAUGUCUUAAAAUAGUGGUUAAAUCUGAUUUGAGUGUUCAGUCUUGCUUAAUGUGCUUGACAACCAGCUUGGGUUUAGACUUUGUAAAUAAGCAAAGGCAUUGUGUUGUAGGCUAUCCUAAUAACACCAGCUAACCAAUUCAUUGCAUUAAACUGGCUGGGGAGGUAAUACUAUACUCCCUUCAUUCAAAUGUCAUUGAUUUUGUUCAUGAAAUGAUUUUUAAGAUGUAGGGUAUCCGGUGUCAAUCAUAGACCUGCAAGUGGGAAUAAAUUAUUAAAGUUACAAUUUUUUCCAUAUGAAAAAUUAUAUAAAUGCUGCUUUUUUUAGAGUUUGCUUUUUAACAGUGCAUGUUUAGAAAUAUUUGCAAAUGUGUUUUCAAGGAAAAAGAUGUCAACAUCUUUGGAAGAAAUUAAAUUCUUUCAUUAUAUCUAAUUUUAUAUUACUUAAUUUGUUGGAGUUUGGGGCUGAGGAGGUCUAUUUUGGCACUGUAUAAAUUAUUCAUGAAGGGAUGGGAAGAGUAUGCACAGCUCUUGGAGAAUAAAUUCCUUGAAUGUAAAGGAAAAACAA
Messenger RNA from Catharus ustulatus (Swainson's thrush), 2246 nucleotides. RefSeq names its product transcription elongation factor A1 (gene TCEA1). Gene Ontology annotation, cellular component: nucleus. Gene Ontology annotation, molecular function: zinc ion binding; nucleic acid binding. The record is from RefSeq and is a predicted model, not a curated record. Gene Ontology annotation, biological process: transcription elongation by RNA polymerase II; positive regulation of transcription by RNA polymerase II; DNA-templated transcription. Bases 36 to 950 code for a protein of 304 amino acids. Lineage: Eukaryota; Metazoa; Chordata; Aves; Passeriformes; Turdidae. The transcript is spliced from 10 exons.